AUGGUCGGUGUCAUCGAUCCAGCACCCGGAGCGUUCAACGCCCCGGGAAGGCUUCUCGUGACCCAAGUCGAUACUGUUGCAAAGCAUUCUCCGACCAGACGUUUUGGCCUGAUCCCCAAUGGCACCGAAGUUGAACAGGGCUUUCGGGAGAUGACUUUCCGGGAUCUCUCCUGCGCAGUCAAUGCCAUGUCUUGGUGGAUCGACGACACCUUGGGCAAGCCGCAGCCGGGAGAAAGGAUUGCGUAUCUGGGGAAUAAUGAUGUGCGCUACAUCAUCUUUAUGCUUGCGUGCCAUAAGGCAGGCUAUACGUGCACGCAUCUGCUUUUCAGCCAAGAGAAGUUGAAGAUUGCUUCCAGAUUGAGAACCUUGGACUGGAAGAUGAAGUUCCAAGAGGUACCAUCUGUGGCGGACAUCCUCAACAAUAGAAGUGGCACGAAUCACUUCAAAUUCUCCCAGACCUAUGGUGAGGUGGUGGACAAGAUUGCUUUCAUAAUCCAUAGUUCUGGAACAACCGGCAUGCCUAAACCUGUUCCUCUCACCCAUGGCUUCCUGGGUACGAUGGACUUCGGCGCAUUGAUCCCUUUGCCUCCGGGACGGUCUUCGGCAUUCUUCAAUGACCUGGCCUCCGAUGACCCCAGCCACAAGGAACUUGUUCUUUCGUCCACGCCGUAUUUCCACUUGAUGGGGCUGGUCUCGUUCUUUGAAUCCAUCUUUCACAACAUUCCAUUCGUUGCUAGCCCUGAAAGGCUACUUUCCGUGGGGUUCCUGACCGAUCUGAUUCGCCAUACGAAGCCGACAGUGACGAUUCUUCCACCUUCAAUUCUUGAGGACAUGAGUUAUUCUGACGAGGCUCUUGCAUGCCUCGGCACUUUGAAGUUUCUUUGCUAUGGUGGGGCUCCUCUUUCGCCCGAAGUCGGCGCGAAGCUUGCUCGAUACACCCAGUUAAGAUCACCCAUUGGAUCCAGCGAGAUGGGCAUCAUCUGCUCCAUGGUCCCCGAAGGAGAGGACACCUGGGAAUAUUUCGAGUGGAAUCCCUUCUAUCAGAUUGACAUGCAGUCGAUCGGGGACGGGUUAUAUGAGCUGGUCAUACCACGGGUGGAACAUUCUCUCGUGAUGCAUGGAAUCUUUCACACGUUCCCGGAGCUGAAAGAGUAUCGAUCCAAAGAUCUCUACACGCGGCAUCCAACCAACCCCAAGCUCUGGAAGUAUCAUGGGCGCUUUGACGAUGUGAUUGUGCUCAGCAACGGCGAGAAGUUGAAUCCGAUCUCAUUGGAGAAGAUCGUGGAGGGCCACCCUUCGGUUCAUCGGGCUUUGCUUAUCGGCCAACGCAGAUUCCAGACAUGCUUGUUGAUUGAGCCGGACUUUGACAAGGUUGCCACUCCCAUCGAUGAAUAUGAGUUUACCAACAUGAUUUGGCCAGUGGUACAGGAAGCCAACACGACUGUUCCUGAUUACGGCCAGAUCGUGAAAAGCAUGAUCCGCCUCUCAUCACGCGAGAAGCCCUUCAAACUCACCGCCAAAGGUACCACACAACGACAUGCCGUGAACAAAGAUUAUGCCGAGGAGAUCGAGGAGAUUUACGCGGACCAAGAUAAGCAAUUGGUGAUGGACCUGCCACUAACGAUCAACCCGGACACUGUUUGCGGGUUUUUACAGAGCGUCAUCUGCAAACUUACUGGAAGGCAGAACAUCAAAGCCAGUGACGAUCUCUAUAGUAUGGGCCUGGACUCACUUCAGGCGAUCCAGCUGAGCAAGAUCCUCAAGAAUUCGGUCUCCUCCUAUAGUCCGAAAUUGAACACCGACCAUCUCAAUGUUCAGGAAAUCUAUGCACACCCCACUGCAGAGGCACUCACUAAUCUUCUGUUGGAGAUCCUUGACAAACCAUCGAGUCCAAUCGCCACUGUUUCUCGUUCUGUUAAGAUUGCGCAGUUGCUCGCCAAGUAUACGAAUGAUCUCCAUGUUCGGAAGCCUGAUGUCCUCCCUCCACUGCCCGCGCUGUUCACUGUCAUUCUGACUGGAUCCACCGGAUCGUUGGGCAGCUAUAUUCUUGACGACCUACUGCGCAACCCCCAGGUGGCCAAAGUCUACUGUUUCAACCGGAGCGAAGGUUCGCUGGCGCGUCAAAUGGAAGGCUUCCAGGAAAAGGGACUACAGACUGCUUUUCUGAAUGAUCCCAACAAGGUCGAGUUCCUGCACGUUCAAUUCGGUGAACCCCACUUCGGUCUCUCCGACCGACAGUACAACUGCCUCCUCGACACGGUUGACGUGAUCAUCCACAAUGCAUGGAAGGUCAACUUCAACCACCCCGUGUCCUCCUUCGAGGACCCGCAUCUCAAAGGUGUUCAAGAGUUUGUGCGCUUCAGCCAGGAGAGCCGCUACCGGGCCCAUCUCGCUUUCGUCUCCUCAGUCAGCACGAUCGGGGCCUGGAAGCCCAGUGGUGGGGUCACGGCCGUGCCCGAAGUUCCGAUGGAGACGGCGGACGCCACGCUGGAGCAGGGAUACGGCGAGUCCAAGUAUAUCGGGGAGAGCAUCUGCGUGGAGGCAUCGAAGAAGGCGGGCGUGCCGACUAGUAUCCUGCGCGUGGGACAGAUCGCUGGUCCCGACACGCGAUUGGGGGUAUGGAAUCCGCACGAGUGGAUCCCCGCCUUGAUCAAGACAUCCAAGGCGACGGGCAAAGUGCCGUUUGAUCUCGGGGGUUACCCGAUCGACUGGGUCUCAGUGGAUACGCUAGCGAGAAUCGUGAACGAACUCGUCCUCGGCCGCCGCGCUUCGUUCGCGGAGACCCGCCACGCGGUCUUCCAUCUGGUCAAUCCGUCCCGCACCACCUGGGCUUCUCUCGUCCCCGCGAUUCAAGAAAGAUACCCCGUUCAACCGGUGCCUCUCGUCGACUGGGUCGCCGACCUCGAGACCAUCCAGGAUCCAUCCGAUGGCGACGUGCAAGACAAACCCGCGCUGAAGCUGCUGGCCUUCUUCCGUGGCCUGGCGGAUAACGCGGAUGUCUUGUCGGCGGACAUCAGCGUCGACCGCUCGAGGAAGGGGAGUAAAACACUGGCGUCACUCGGUCCAGUGUCACUGGCUCAGAUGGCCAAUUGGUUGAACCAGUGGAACUUUUAG
Molecule: messenger RNA, 3114 nt
Organism: Aspergillus aculeatus ATCC 16872
Lineage: Eukaryota; Fungi; Ascomycota; Eurotiomycetes; Eurotiales; Aspergillaceae
Product: putative NRPS-like enzyme
Exons: 4
Coding region: 1-3114 (1037 amino acids)
Source: RefSeq, a predicted model, not a curated record